AUGAAGAGGUGCAAAAAUCUCAACGCUGAGUUACCUGAUUCUGUGUUAUCGUUGAUCUUUUCCAAGUUAACAUUGAAGGAUUUGGUGAAAACUAGUGCAUUGUCGAAACAUUGGAGUCAUGAAUUGGGAUUCAUGAUGAAGAAUAUUAAGGAUCUCAAUUUUGAUGCAUAUAACAUGUUUGAUUAUAAUCCACUUCAGAAGUUACCACAAUACCUUCAACUAAGGGAUGAUCAAUCUCGAUUUGCUACAGGAUUGGAUCAAUUAAUGCUACACUAUCAAGGUGCUAUGAUUAAUUCCGUUCGAGUAAAAUUUCCAUUGGGUGAUCAACAUCGUAAUGUCAUUGAUAGAUUGAUUUCCCAAGGAGUUACAAAAGGUGUCAAGCAUAUUGAACUGUCGUUUUCGCAUGAGACUAACGAUAUUGGUUUUCUUGUGGAAGCAGAGCCUUAUAGGUUUUCCUUUACUCUCUUAUCUAACAAUACUGAUUCUCUAAUGUAUCUGCAUUUAGAGAAUUGCUUCCUAGUAGCACCUAGGGGAUUCUCUGGAUUGAAGAAUUUGAGAACUCUUGUGUUGCAUUUCAUUGUUGUGGAGAAGAAACUGCUUCAGGGUCUGCUUUCCAACUGCGUUAGUCUUGAAGACUUCACCCUUGAUGACUGCGAGUUCAAUUUUAAGUUGAAAAUUAUUAGUCCAACAUUGUCUCAUUUGAAAAUUGUGAAUUGUCGUGGUAACUUUGAAGGGGAGAUAUAUAUUGUUGCAUCAAAUCUCUCGUCCCUUAAUUAUUCUUGUAAUGGAUAUAGAGUACACCCUAUCAACUUUCAGACUCAAAUGUUAUCGCAGUUUAGCUAUAGAUGUAGGCAAAUUAUUGAAUUUAUUUCGUUGGAUAGAUUGAAAAAUGUGACAAAAAUUGUGUUGGAUGGAAUUGAUGAAUGUCUCCAAUCUUUUGUUAUACCGUAUUUGUUUAAAGGAAGUCUCCAACUUGAGGACAUUACCUUUAAGAACUGCUCGAUCAAAAAAUCAAUGGAAAUUACUAGUAUAAAAUUGCAUCAUUUGAAAAUAAUUCAUUGCUGCUUUGGGGAUUUCAAUCCUUAUAAGAUAUCCAUUGAUGCAUUGAACCUCUCAACGUUUGAAUUCAUUGGUCACACUGGGAGUAAAUUUUCAGUUGUGGCACCAAAGUUAUCGAAAGUUUUUUGGAGUGCAGCUAUAAGAUAUCAAAAUCAAUUUGGUCCAAUCCCAAAAUUACAUCAGAUUGAAAAUCUAGCUAUACUCGUUAACUAUUCACAGAUAGCAAAAUUAACGAAUGUCUUGGGUCAACUUCAAAAUCUUAGGCAAUUGGAGUUAUGUAUCAUCCAACCAUAUGAUUUUAAUAUGGAAUACUUUUCUAUUUUUGAAAUUUUAAUGGCUGCUCAGCAUCUUCAAAAGUUUUCUUUAACGGUUAGAAGAUCACAAGCGGUUGCUGGAAAUCUAGAUCAAAGAACAAGAAGAUAUGCAAAUUUUUGUCACAAUGAUUUGAAUUUUUUUGAGUUACAUGGUUGUGUAUGUACCAUAAACGCAAUAGAGUUUGUUAGACAUAUGUUGAGGAAUGUGAAUUCGGUUAAGAAAAUAACUUUCAGCUCCAAUGACAAUUACUAUUUAGGUGCUGGAAGAUGGACUAAGGGCACAAAUAAUGAUUGGUUUGAUCGUAAUUUUAUCCAUGAGAGUCUUGAAGAUGAAGUAAAAGGAAAGUGUCAACUUAUAGUUUUGUAG
Molecule: messenger RNA, 1740 nt
Organism: Vicia villosa (hairy vetch)
Lineage: Eukaryota; Viridiplantae; Streptophyta; Magnoliopsida; Fabales; Fabaceae
Exons: 3
Coding region: 1-1740 (579 amino acids)
Molecular function (GO): protein binding
Source: RefSeq, a predicted model, not a curated record